Somion occarium is the source of this 691-nucleotide messenger RNA. The record is from the annotation of a GenBank genome assembly. NCBI's taxonomy places the organism in Eukaryota, Fungi, Basidiomycota, Agaricomycetes, Polyporales, Cerrenaceae.
GGUCUUAAUUUAUGCUUAGUUUGCCUCUGAUGUAUGAAUCGGUUUCCGAAUAUACGGGACAGUGAGACGUCAGCAACAGAGCUUCAUAACCGUAGGCCGAAACAUCACACGUCCUCACUGGAGCUAACAGACUCUGAGUUUCAGAGCAAGGGUUGGCUCUCAGUUAAGAUCGUUGGUGUGCACCAGAAGACAGGUCGAAGUGGUAAGAAUGAUCAGGACAAUCAAUUUCGUUGUGGACGACGUUCCAGAAGCGGCGCAGCUGUCAUCGUAGUUCAUUGCAGUUGUAGGGACACCUUUGUUGGAAAUCUAGACGCCAAGCGAACUUGCAUGGUCGCAUAUUUCUUCCUAUCCAUAGCUUUGGACGUAUCAGACUCCCAUAGCACUAUAUAGAGUAUGCUACUGUAGGUAAAUUCCCCACGCAUUUGUCCGCCUUCGUAAGUACACUAGGGGACAAACCCGCUCUAUACGAACGUACUUUGUAUUCGUUGCCCGACUCGCGCUCCGCGCUGGCUCGAUUAUCUCACAACCUUUGCCUCAUUACUACUCGAAACUGAGGUUUACUAGAGCGAGGCACCAGCGCGCGUAAGAUGAAUUCCAGUGGGACACCUUGUUGCGUGCAGAGCAGCGUCAACAUACUAGAAGAAGUUGACAGUUAACGCCCGGAAUCUAUCAACAAACCAUGGUAUUCAAG